AUGGCGAAGCAGCCCUACAUCCCUCCCUUAAUUGGGUGGCUGUAUGACCUCGUCCUAUGGACAUUCUCGGUGCUCGCGGACCUUUUCUUCAGGGAGGUUCACCCGCGAGGCUCUUGGAAGGUUCCGCGGAAUGACCCUAUGAUCAUUGUCGCGGCCCCUCAUGCUAAUCAGUUCGUUGAUUCGUUGAUUCUCAUGCGCGUGAUGCGCAGCGAAGCUCAUCGCCGCAUUUCAUGGCUCAUCGCGGAGAAGUCAUUCCGGCGCAAGUUUAUCGGUUUACUGGCGAGGGGCAUAGGGACGGUCCCUGUUGCUCGAGCAAUGGACAAUAUGAAGGUCGGCGCCGGAACAAUCUAUCUACCUGAUCCUGUCAAUCAGCCCACCCUGGUGCGUGGCAUAGACACCAACUUUGAAGGACCCGGAUUCGAAAAGGAGGGCACAAUCGCUCUCCCAACCAUCAACCGAACCUCACACAGUGGUACAAUUGCGGAGAUUCGGGGACCGGAGGAAUUGAUAUUGAAGAAGCCUUUCAAAGCGAGAGAUCCUUUGUACCAACUUACUGGUCGGAAGGACAUUACGAACGACGGGCAAUUUACGGGGGAUUCAUCGGACAGGGAUCUGGCUGGUUUUAAGGGCGCCAAGUUCAAGGUCUCGCCUCAUGUCGAUCAAACGGCAGUCUACGAGGCAGUCUUCGCUCGGCUUAAUGCUGGUGGCUGCGUUGGUAUCUUCCCCGAAGGUGGUAGCCAUGAUCGGACUGAACUGCUUCCCUUGAAAGCUGGUGUUGCUCUGAUGGCCCUUGGAACGCUGGCGGAUAACCCGGAUUGUGGCUUGAAGAUUGUACCCUGUGGAAUGAAUUACUUCCACGCCCACAAGUUUCGCUCCCGUGCUGUCAUUGAGUUCGGAACUCCAUUCGAGGUGCCGAGAGAGCUGGUCGAACAGUAUAAGCGCGGCGAAAGAAGGGAGGCAGUCGGAGCCCUGUUGGACACUAUAUAUCAAAGCCUGGUUGCAGUGACGGUCACCGGAACGGAUUACGAGACUCUUAUGGUUAUCCAGGCUGCUCGCCGCCUUUACAACACCAAGGGCAAGAAGCUUCCAUUGCCCAUGGUCGUUGAGCUGAACCGGCGUUUGGUUAAAGGGUAUACUCAUUUCAAAGAUGACCCUCGCAUCGUGCAUCUCAGGAAGUCCGUUGCGGAUUACAAUCGCCAGCUGCGUCUUCUGGGUAUCCGCGACCACCAAGUCGAUUAUGCCAAGUUCAGGUUCUUCCAAGUGAUCUUUACGUUGAUUUCUCGCUUGGUCAAAUUGGCCCUACUUGCCAUUGCAACGCUCCCCGGUCUGCUUCUGUUUGCACCCGUUUUCAUCGCCACGAAAUUGAUUUCUAUCAAGAAGUCCAAGGAGGCCCUAGCUGCCUCCACGGUCAAACUGCAGGGGCGGGAUGUCAUGGCGACCUGGAAACUUCUGGUUGCUCUCGCUUUUGCACCCGCGCUCUAUGCGUUCUACACGGCGGCUUUCACCUUCUGGGCGUACCACAACCGGAUCCAAGGGAUUGUACCAGACCGGAUGCCACUGUGGCUGAUCGUACCCGUCGGCAUGAUCCUAUUUCCGACCAUCACCUUUGCGGCUCUUCGGAUUGGCGAGGUUGGCAUGGAUAUUUUGAAAUCUCUGCGUCCACUGGUCUUAUCUUUGAAUCCAUCCUCCGCCAACACCCUCGUCAAACUUCGACAGCGACGCGCUGAGCUGGCUCAGCAAGUCACCGAUGCCAUCAAUACUCUGGGGCCCGAACUAUUCCCAGACUUUGACGCGGCGAGGAUCGUGACGGAUCCUUUCCGCGAGUUGAAUCGUAGGCCGGAUGAGGAGCCGCUUCCGAUUCCUGAGAUUCGACGGACGAGUACUACGGAUUUCGGCGAGGGCUCGCCAACUCAAGAGCCCCUUCCUCGCAACGAGUCGUUCCAUAACCUGGCCAACAUUGGCUUUUUUUCGACGCGACCUCCAAGCCGCAGUCGCAGCCGUAGUAGCUCCUUCGGCGGUCGACCGGGCUCCUCCGGACAGCAACUGAAGCCUCUCAGCCAAGUCACCACCAACGACGGUUUGGAACAGGUAAGCAGCAAGAUCCGGGAUGCCAUGCGAGAACGGGGCGAGCGGCGGCGGCGGCAGAGCGAAGACAGUAGUAGCUGGGAUAUGGCGGGCUCGGGGCCGGGGACUCCUUCCGGGGAUGAGAACCGGAAGAAUAUAUAA
Messenger RNA from Aspergillus steynii IBT 23096, 2226 nucleotides. Its product is annotated as putative glycerol-3-phosphate acyltransferase Sct1. The transcript is spliced from 4 exons. Gene Ontology annotation, molecular function: glycerol-3-phosphate O-acyltransferase activity; glycerone-phosphate O-acyltransferase activity. Gene Ontology annotation, biological process: phospholipid biosynthetic process. Gene Ontology annotation, cellular component: endoplasmic reticulum membrane. NCBI's taxonomy places the organism in Eukaryota, Fungi, Ascomycota, Eurotiomycetes, Eurotiales, Aspergillaceae. Bases 1 to 2226 code for a protein of 741 amino acids. The record is from RefSeq and is a predicted model, not a curated record.